This is a messenger RNA of Xiphophorus maculatus (southern platyfish), 2085 nucleotides long. It is a transcript of the gene rbbp5, whose product is annotated as RB binding protein 5, histone lysine methyltransferase complex subunit. The record is from RefSeq and is a predicted model, not a curated record. Bases 126 to 1820 code for a protein of 564 amino acids. The transcript has 14 exons. NCBI's taxonomy places the organism in Eukaryota, Metazoa, Chordata, Actinopteri, Cyprinodontiformes, Poeciliidae. Gene Ontology annotation, cellular component: Set1C/COMPASS complex. Gene Ontology annotation, molecular function: protein binding.
CUCUGGUUGGGGUCCUCAGUGGCGCCGCUCUCAGGGCAACAAAUGUUAACAGAAACGAAUAGAAUUGACUAAACUAUUCCGUGAAAUCGGGCUUUAGGGGACUUUGGAUCCUUGGACAACCAGCGAUGAAUCUCGAGCUGCUCGAAUCGUUCGGGCAGAACUACCCAGAGGAGGCAGAUGGCACCCUGGACUGCAUCAGCAUGGCGCUCACCUGCACCUUCAACCGCUGGGGCACCCUGCUGGCCGUGGGCUGCAACGACGGCCGCAUCGUCAUCUGGGACUUCCUCACUCGGGGAAUCGCUAAGAUCAUCAGCGCACACAUUCACCCCGUCUGCUCCCUGUGUUGGAGUCGAGACGGACACAAGCUGGUGAGCGCCUCGACAGACAACAUCGUCUCUCAGUGGGACGUCCUGACUGGAGACUGCGACCAGAGGUUCCGCUUCCCGUCCCCCAUCCUCAAGCUGCAGUACCAUCCCAGAGACAUAGACAAGGUGCUGGUUUGUCCCAUGAAAUCAGCACCGGUGCUGCUGACGUUAUCAGACUCAAAGCACGUGGUGCUGCCUGUGGACGAUGACUCGGACUUGAACGUGGUGGCGGCGUUCGACCGGCGGGGGGAAUAUAUUUACACUGGCAACGCCAAAGGAAAGAUUCUGGUGUUAAACACCAACACUCAGGAGCUGGUGGCGUCCUUCAGAGUUACGACCGGCACCAGUAACACCACCGCCAUCAAGUCCAUAGAAUUCGCUCGAAAGGGCAGCUGCUUCCUGAUAAACACAGCCGACAGAAUCAUCAGGGUGUACGAUGGCAGAGAGAUCCUCACCUGCGGCCGGGACGGCGAGCCAGAACCCAUGCAGAAGCUGCAGGAUCUGGUCAACAGGACUCCGUGGAAGCGCUGCUGCUUCUCCGGCGAUGGCGAGUACAUCGUGGCCGGCUCGGCCCGGCAGCACGCCCUCUACAUCUGGGAGAAGAGCAUCGGGAACCUGGUGAAGAUCCUGCACGGCACCCGAGGGGAGCUGCUGCUGGACGUGGCGUGGCAUCCUGUUCGACCCAUCAUUGCCUCCAUCUCCAGUGGAGUGGUGUCCAUCUGGGCCCAGAACCAAGUGGAAAACUGGAGCGCUUUCGCUCCAGACUUCAAAGAGCUGGAUGAGAACGUCGAGUAUGAGGAGCGGGAGUCUGAGUUUGACAUCGAGGAUGAAGACAAAAGCGAACCGGAGCAGAUGGGCGCAGAUGCUGCUGAGGAUGAGGAGGUGGACGUGACCACGGUGGAUCCUAUCGUUGCUUUCUGCAGCAGUGACGAGGAACUGGAGGACAACAAGGCCCUGCUGUACCUGCCCAUCGCCCCUGAGGUCGAGGAUCCAGAGGAGAACCCAUUUGGGCCACCGCCAGAUACCUCGGUGCCGCCCGGCGCCCCUGAGGACGCGCUGCCAGGCGGCGGCGACAAGAAACAGAGGCAACCGUCGUCUGAAGGGGGCCCGGCCAAGAAGAAGGCCCGCACUACCACCAUUGAACUGCAGGGGGUGCCCAGCGACGAAGUGCACCCCCUGCUGGGUGUGAAGGGGGACAGCAAGUCCAAGAAGAAGACAGCAGGUCGGCCCAAAGGCUCCAAAGGUAAAGACAAAGACUUCUCCUUCAGGCCGAAGCCCUACAAGGGCGAGCGGCCCCCGUUCCCCAUGGGGCCCGAGGCCCUGAGCAGCUCUGGCCUGGGGGGAGGAGGAGGAGGAGGAGAAGGAGGGCUGAAGGUCAGGGCAGAGGGGGCCCUGGCGCCAGGGAGUCUGGUCUCUCAGGUGUUCAAGCAGCACAACAUCGGGGGGAUGGACUGAUGGCGAGGAGCGCCGAUCAUCUCCGUCUCAGACAAAUGGACUCAAGCUUCAUGUUGUUAACAGACUGAAUGAAUUUCUGCUGAGCAGAUCUGAGAUCAGCCUCACAGGAAAUUUUCUGGACUCGGAUCUCCGACCAGAACCGGGAAGCACCAGAGAUCCACAUGUCCUCCUGUCUCUCUAGGAUUCGUCUUGUAUAGAAAACCUUCAAGUCCUCGUAGUCUGUUGCCCUUCCUGUUUUUAUACAUAUUAAACUGUGUGAUUUAUA